UGUUUUCAAUACAGGCUGUAAAAAAAAACAUAUAUUACCUCUGUUUCAGGACUGUACACUAUAACCUUCUCGGUCUAUUAGACACAAUUCCAUCCGUGUUGUCUUUUUCUCCUGAAGAUAUUGAUCCAUCGCUCAAGGAGCGUGUAAACAAUACCGUUGGGCCAUGGCUCGGGGGAAAACAGUGUGCUGUGGCCUGAGCACCCUCGAAGUCACCCUCAUGGUCCUGUUUGUGGUCAUGACCGCAGUGUCUGUGGGGCUCAUCUCAGUCAUGGCCGUCCACUGGGAAGACCGAUUGCAGGAACCAGAGCCUACAGUAAAUCCUACUGCAGGACCACAUGAGAACCCAUACCUCAUAGGGGUGGGCAGAGCAGACUGCACAGGACCCCCUGGGGAUGUCCCCCUGAUGGGCUAUGCGAACUUGGAGCAGACUGCUGCGGGUAUCCACACACGCCUCUUCAGCAGGGCCUUUAUUGUGGAUAAUGGGAGCAAGAGGGUGGUGUUUGUGACAGCUGACAUCGGCAUGGUCUCUCAGAGGCUACGGCUGGAGGUGCUGAAGGAACUUGAGGUGAAAUAUGGUAUCCUGUACAGACAGGACAACGUGAUUCUGAGCGGCACCCACACACACUCUGGUCUGGGUGGGUACUUCCAAUACACCCUCUUCAUGAUCACUAGUAAAGGUUACAUCAAACCCUCCAUCAAAGCCAUCGUCAAUGGAAUUGUCAAGAGCAUUGAUAUAGCACACAGGAGUAUAAAACCUGGGAGAAUCUACAUGAGCAAAGGAGAGCUUGAGGAGAGCAACCUAAACAGAAGUCCUCACUCCUACCUCAACAACCCUGCAGAGGAGAGGAACAAGUAUAAAUCCAACACAGACAAGCAGGUCACACUUCUGAAGUUCACAGACCUGGAUGGAGAUGGUAUGGGCAUGCUCAGCUGGUUCGCUGUCCAUGCCGUCAGUAUGAACUACACCAAUCAGAUGGUCAGCAGUGAUAACAUGGGCUAUGCCUCUUACCUACUGGAGCAGGAAAAGAACAUUGGCUUCUUGCCUGGAGAGGGGCCGUUUGUGGCAGCCUUUGCCUCUUCUAACCUGGGAGACGCCAGCCCAAACAUCAGAGGGCCAUUCUGUGCCAACACUGGACUCCCCUGUGAUUACCUCAACAGCUCCUGUCCCAUCGGAGGGCUAAAAAUGUGUGUUGCACUGGGUCCGGCAGGAUCUGACAUGUUCAACAACACCAAGAUCAUAGGAGAGAACAUUUUCAAAAGGGCAAAGGAUCUGUAUGGUAAGGCCAGACAGGAGGUUCGUGGGCCCCUCCAUGCAGCCCAUCAGUGGGUGAAUAUGACUGACGUGACCGUCCAGCUAAACUCUACACACACAGGCAGAACCUGUAAACCAGCCCUGGGCCACAGCUUCGCCGCAGGGACUACAGACGGAGGAGGCGACCUCAAUUUCACACAAGGGGCUGUUGAGGGUGACCCAUUUUGGGACGGAAUUAGAGAUGCACUGCUUGGAGCUCCCUCCAAUGAGACGCAGGACUGCCACCAACCCAAACCUAUUCUCUUUAGCACUGGAGAGAUGACCUGGCCCCUCCCCUGGCACCCAAGCAUUGUGGACGUUCAGAUCAUCACCAUAGGACCUGUGGCCAUUGUGGCUAUCCCUGGAGAAAUGACCACGAUGUCAGGAAGGAGGAUAAGAGAGGCAGUCAAGCAGGAAUUGGAGGCCCAGGGAACAUUCAGUAACGCUGAGGUGGUCGUCGCUGGCCUGUGCAACAUCUACACUCAUUACAUCACCACCUAUGAGGAGUACCAGAUCCAGCGUUAUGAAGGAGCUUCCACCAUCUACGGGCCUCAUACACUUUCUGCAUACAUUCAGAAGUUUAGGGGCCUGGCCAAGGCCAUUGCAGAGGGUAAAGAGCAGGAGCUGCCCAAGGGUCCCGAGCCCCCUUUCUUCAAGGACAGUCAGCUGUUCAGCUUGCUUCCUGCUGCGGCUGUAGACAAAAAGCCAAUCAACACCACGUUUGGAGAGGUUUUAGAGCGAGUGGACCCAGAGUACACGGUUGGGGAUGUUGCUUCUGUCACAUUUGUUGCAGGGAAUCCAAGACACUCAGAAGACAUUAGGGAUAAGACUUUUGUUACCGUGGAAAAGUAUCAUAACAGCACAGCACACUGGGACGUCGUUCACACAGAUGCCUCUUGGGAGACAAGGUUUCACUGGGUGAAGAAUGGAGCGGAGAGCAAUGCUACCAUUGAGUGGCACAUCCCUCUGUCAGCCCAGGCUGGCUCCUACAGGAUUCGACACUUUGGACACUACAAACAGCGGAAGGGAUUCCUAGAGACUGUGAUCAUGGCCUAUGAGGGUGUGUCGGAUGUCUUCAGAGUCUCCAAAAUAAAGUCGAAUUACUAACCACUGAUCAUUUGAAUACGACUAGACCAGCAGUGGAAAUAAGGCAGACGAUAGUGUACACUUCCAGUGGCCCUGAUAUGAUAAAUAUUGUAUGUUCUCUAUUUCAAUGUAACACAAUGCAUGUACAGUACUAAAGCUUUAAUUAAACGAGACCCAUGCUAAAGCAUUA
This is a messenger RNA of Oncorhynchus keta (chum salmon), 2567 nucleotides long. RefSeq names its product N-acylsphingosine amidohydrolase 2 (gene asah2). Bases 164 to 2398 code for a protein of 744 amino acids. The record is from RefSeq and is a predicted model, not a curated record. Gene Ontology annotation, biological process: sphingosine biosynthetic process; ceramide catabolic process; long-chain fatty acid biosynthetic process. The transcript has 21 exons. Gene Ontology annotation, cellular component: extracellular region. Gene Ontology annotation, molecular function: N-acylsphingosine amidohydrolase activity. Lineage: Eukaryota; Metazoa; Chordata; Actinopteri; Salmoniformes; Salmonidae.